UUCGUAUUAACUAUUUUAAUAAUUUAAAAAUAAAUAAAAAUGAGUGCUCCUUUCUACAGCUACGAUCCCUGUGUUUGCUCUGGAAUGCCAUGUGGUGCAUGUUAUCCGUACACGACAAAGCCCUGUGUUGCAUCGUGUAACGACUUGAGGGUUUGCUCCGUGUGUCCUGGAGGAGGGUGUUCCCCUUGCCCGCCCCCUGUUCGACCGUAUCCAGAGCCUUGUCUGCCGAUACCAGUAUUACCAAACCUACCUCCGUGCCCUCCAUGUGAAAAACCGGUUACUUGCAAACCAGAUCCAGUACUAGUCUACGACACCAUAGCGAUUCCAGCAUGCAGGCCGAACCGUUGCAAGCCCUGCCCGUCGUAUUGUACCGAACCAGCUGUCUGCAAGCCGCAACGUUGCAGCUAUCCAGGAGUCCCUGUCUGUAAGGAUGGCUGCGGACCUAGCAUGCCUAUUUGGUGAUUUUUGUUU
Molecule: messenger RNA, 471 nt
Organism: Bombyx mandarina (wild silkworm)
Lineage: Eukaryota; Metazoa; Arthropoda; Insecta; Lepidoptera; Bombycidae
Source: RefSeq, a predicted model, not a curated record